Monomorium pharaonis (pharaoh ant) is the source of this 879-nucleotide messenger RNA. Its product is annotated as 40S ribosomal protein S3. NCBI's taxonomy places the organism in Eukaryota, Metazoa, Arthropoda, Insecta, Hymenoptera, Formicidae. Gene Ontology annotation, biological process: positive regulation of apoptotic signaling pathway; translation. Gene Ontology annotation, molecular function: structural constituent of ribosome; RNA binding. The coding region runs from base 120 to 848 and encodes 242 amino acids. Gene Ontology annotation, cellular component: nucleus; cytosolic small ribosomal subunit. The transcript is spliced from 4 exons. The record is from RefSeq and is a predicted model, not a curated record.
AUAAAUUAAUUUUAUUGGUUUAAAUAUCUAGUGAUUUUCUGUCACCUUUGUUGUCAACCUGUUGGAAUGUGGAAAAGAACGGACCGUCUUAACCUCCUUUUGCGAAACUUCAGUCGAACAUGGAGAAUCGUUCGAUAUCGAAGAAGCGAAAGUUUGUAGGAGACGGUGUCUUCAGGGCCGAGCUGAACGAGUUUUUGACUCGUGAACUCGCCGAGGAUGGCUAUUCGGGCGUGGAAGUCCGCGUUACGCCAAACCGGACGGAGAUCAUCUUGCUGGCCACCCACACGCAAAGCGUGCUCGGCGAGAAGGGACGCAGGAUCAGAGAGCUCACCUCUGUAGUGCAGAAACGUUUCAACUUUAAGGAGCCGCAGAACGUCGAGCUGUACGCCGAGAAGGUUGCCACGCGUGGCUUGUGCGCCAUCGCGCAAGCAGAGUCCCUUCGGUACAAACUGAUCGGAGGCCUUGCUGUGCGAAGGGCGUGUUACGGUGUCUUGCGUUUCAUCAUGGAAUCAGGUGCCAAGGGUUGCGAAGUAGUUGUCAGUGGUAAGUUGCGUGGUCAGAGGGCAAAAUCGAUGAAAUUUGUCGACGGUCUCAUGAUACAUUCCGGCGAGCCGACUAACGAGUACGUCAACACUGCCACCAGGCAUGUGCUUCUUCGUCAAGGAGUAUUAGGUAUCAAGGUUAAAAUCAUGCUUCCUUGGGAUCCCAAUGGCAAGAGUGGUCCGAAGAAACCACUUCCAGAUUAUGUAUCUAUCGUGGAGCCAAAGGAAGAGGUACCUCCAUCUGUUCCGAGUUCUGAGGUGAAGGCGUCCAAAGAGAUGCCUCCACCCACUCCUCUCGUCGUGUAAUACAAUCAUUCGAAAUACAUUUUGAAAGAAA